Molecule: messenger RNA, 1866 nt
Organism: Ambispora leptoticha
Lineage: Eukaryota; Fungi; Glomeromycota; Glomeromycetes; Archaeosporales; Ambisporaceae
Source: the annotation of a GenBank genome assembly
AUGUCUAGCUCUUUUGCUUCUGGUACACGUUCGCAUUCUCUCAAUUCUCAAAACCAAGCUGCUUUACCUUCCUCGGGCGGUGCUUCCUCGCAAUCAAGCUUGUCGAAUUUGAACAAGCAGUCAAAUAUGCUUCCCUCAAAACCCAAACUUCCUAGUUAUCUGGCUGACACGAGUUUCGCGGAGCUAUAUAAUUCUGUUAGCGCAGAAGCCUUUGUUUUAAAUGGCGCAAACAACGAUAAGGAUCCGGGUGAACUUGUGGCUUUACCUACAGCAUGGAGUGCUGAUGAUAAAUGUACCUUCCUGGAACUAUCUGCAGAUAAACUAAGUGUAAGCUAUGCAGGCACCGGAAAAACAGAUACGGAUGCAGCUGCCAUUAGAGCUAAUUAUCCAAUACCACCUCAAUGUGGAGUGUUCUAUUUCGAAGUUGAUAUCAUAAAUAAGGGAAGAGAAGGGUUCAUUGGAAUUGGAUUCUGCGGUAAAAAUGUGCAAUUAAUGCGAUUGCCAGGUUGGGAACUACAAUCGUGGGGCUACCAUGGUGAUGAUGGUAAUUCCUUUUGUUGUUCGGGUACAGGCAAAACCUAUGGCCCAAAAUUCACAACUGGAGACACUAUCGGAUGUUGUAUCAACUUUCGUGAUGGCACUGCAUUUUAUACAAAGAAUGGUGUGAAUCUGGGGAUUGCAUUCAGAGAUUUGAAAGGUAUUCUAUACCCAUCGAUAGGGUUGCGAACUCCCGGCGAAAAAAUACAAGUGAAUUUCGGUCAACGGGAUUUCGAUUUUCCAAUCGAACUUUAUAUGAAGGAAGAAAAAGCUCGGCUAUGGAAUCUUAUCAAUGCUAGGCCAAUACCUCCCUUAUCAAAUCCCCCGCUUGGUACUGCAGCAGCAGUAAACACUAACAACAAUACUAACAUCAACCUCGCCUUCUCUACCACGCCAACCCCUGUAUCACAUGCUACAUCAGAAGCAAAUUUAACCGCAACAAUACAUCAGCUUAUUAUGUCGUAUCUUGUACAUCAUGGGUUCAGUGAAACGGCUAAAGCUUUCUCUAAGGAUGCUGUGCAGCUCGCGACAAAUGAUUCCACUGCUAAGGAAACAAUGGAAAUUGAAGAUACUUUUUCUGAAAUAGAUAUGGACAUGUUAAAUCGACAGAAAAUUCGUCAUGCUGUCCUCAAGGGUGAUAUUGAUCAUGCUAUCAGAUUAACAGACAUAGUAUAUCCUACAGUUUUACCCUCAAAUCGUGAUAUAUUUUUCAAAUUACGUUGUCGCAAAUUCGUAGAAAUGAUUGCCAAUUGCUCUGGUUAUCGUCAAUCACCAACCAAGGAAAUUGAAGUAAACAAAAUUGUCAGGGCUGAUACAAUUGACACAAUGGUAGAUGAUGACGAUGUCGAAGAUAAUGAAGAGUUGGAGGCCGAAAUAGAAAUAGUAUUUCGCGAAGAUGAGGAAAAGGGCGAGAUACAAAAAUAUGAAGAUGCUAUGGAUGUGGAUGAAUUUGAUGCUUCAGAGAGUGAUGUAGAAGGAUCGAUGGAAGAUAGCUCAAAGUACGAAGAAGCGAUGAGAUUUGGACAGGAAUUGGAGGAUGAUUACCGAAAUGAUAUUCGUGAAGAAAUACAAUCAACCUUAAGGGAAACCUUUUCACUGUUAGCCUAUUCAGAUCCUACCACAAGUGUAAUGUCUUAUCUCUUAGAUCCUGCUCACCGGGAACCAGUUGCGAAUUCCUUAAAUAGUGCCAUAUUAGUAUCAGAGGGAAAACCACCAAUUCCACCUUUGGAAAUAAUUUACCGCCAAGCUUCAGUCACUAUUAGAGAAUCACUAAAAAAUGGAAUAGGUGCAGCCUCUCUUGUGAAUGUGCAAAAGGAUUGUCUUCUUUAA